AUAGAGUGAGGAAGAUUAACAUCCUCCGUAAUGUUGCUUAAUAACAGCGAUUGGAUAAUUGGAGAUUCCAACGGAACCAUAAUAAUAAACGAUAUCAAUAACGAAACUUUAUCCCUGUACUUUUCAUGGAGCGACGAUGCUCUGUUAAGAAUAUGUCUUUAUUCCAUAAUAUUUAUUUUUGCAAUUCUAGGGAAUAGUCUUGUCAUCAUAACUUUGGCACAGAAUAAAAGAAUGAGGACUGUCACCAACGUGUUCCUCCUCAAUUUGGCCAUCAGCGAUCUUCUUCUCGGAGUUUUCUGUAUGCCAGUCACUCUUAUUGGGGGACUUUUGAGGGAUUUCGUCUUUGGAUCUGCUAUGUGUCGACUUUUUCCCUAUUUACAGGCUGUUUCGGUGUCUGUAACCGUCUGGACUUUAGUGGCUAUUUCUUUGGAGCGAUUUUUUGCCAUCUGUCGACCACUUCAUUCUCGAAGGUGGCAGACUGUUUCGCACGCCUACAAAGUGAUUGCUGCUAUAUGGAUCGGUUCUUUAUCCAUGAUGUUACCUAUCGCUUGUCUAAGUCGACUCAUCCCCCUCCGUAGUCAAGGUAAACAUAAAUGUCGUGAAGUUUGGCCCACAGAUAUUUCAGAACGAAUAUUUAACAUCUAUCUAGAUGCGGCUCUAAUGGCAGUUCCAUUGAUAAUAAUGGUGCUAAUGUAUUCUUUAAUAACGCGCACUCUGUGUUCGGGUGUACAGAUGGAAAACCAUGACUUUCCCCUUCGUUUGAUACGCAAGCAUCACUCGAACGAUUUCGCUUCGUCUUGUAGCAAUAAGAAGAAUCUAUUGGUAACAAAAUCGCACGUUAGUUACCAAACAUUCGCUGUAGCCAGGUCGAAAACACCACGACACCUCAUUAUAAGGGGCAAUCUAGAAAAAAGCCAAGCUUCGAAGAAACGUAUCGUUCGUAUGUUGUUUGUCGUCGUGGUAGAGUUCUUCGUCUGUUGGAGUCCCCUUUACAUCGUCAACACCUGGUCGUUGUUCGAUCAGGAAGCGGUUUAUUCCACAAUUGGAUAUUCGGGUGUAUCCAUUAUACAAUUGUUGGCUUAUAUAUCUUCGUGUUGUAAUCCCAUAACGUACUGUUUUAUGCAUAAAAAAUUCAGAAAAUCGUUCGUGUCCACUUGUUCUUGUAGAAGAAAAACUCGAAGAUCGUCCACCAGGUGGAGUGACAAGUCGGCUACCAUGAAUAGCAUCUGUAGUAUUCGUGGCGGUUCUGUAAGAGUUAGCGCUGUCCUCUGAACGUUUCGUCAACUUUAAAAAGGUGCAAAUAAAAUACGA
This is a messenger RNA of Centruroides sculpturatus (bark scorpion), 1311 nucleotides long. RefSeq names its product cholecystokinin receptor-like. Gene Ontology annotation, molecular function: neuropeptide receptor activity. The record is from RefSeq and is a predicted model, not a curated record. The transcript is spliced from 4 exons. Gene Ontology annotation, cellular component: membrane. Gene Ontology annotation, biological process: neuropeptide signaling pathway. NCBI's taxonomy places the organism in Eukaryota, Metazoa, Arthropoda, Arachnida, Scorpiones, Buthidae. Bases 31 to 1272 code for a protein of 413 amino acids.